GACAAAAAUGAAUAAUCGUCAAACUGAACACAGAACCAGAUACCGUGCGUACAAGACAAACAUAAAAUCAUCGAAUAUUUCGUGUUCUUGUGAAUUGACAAAAAAAAAAUUUAAACAAAAAAUAAAGUGUAUGAGUGAUGCUCAAAAAGAAUAUCGUCAUUGUCAAUAAGCCAGUGUAGAAAAUGCGAUAGAUUGCGAAACGUGUAAAAGAAAAUUUUUUUAGUGCGAAACAGUCAUAAAAGCAGCAAAAAAAAAAAUCGAUCCGAUUUUUUUUUGCACUCCAUUCAAUUUUCAUAAACGAAACAUCGUAUAGAUAUUUUGUGCGGCAAAAAUACUAGGCUGAGCGUAUGCGCGCCGCACACACAACUGUGUUGAAAAUCAAAUGUCAAUCGUGCAUAGCACACUUUGAAACGAAAUCGCCAUUGAGGUUGUACGAACAUAGAAGUCGCCCUCUCGCCGCUUUGAGAAGGUAGACGUAUUUCAAUCAAAUCGCCUCCAUCUUGAUUCUCUACUAACCUGGCUUCUUCCGUGGAAAAUAAAAGUUAGGAUUUUUAUUUUUUAUUUUUCGGAAAUUAAUCGUAUAAAAAGAUCCGAAUUUUGACGGCAAAAUUGUGUGUAACCAGUUAUUGAGUGCCGGAAAGGUCUUUUUCAAAUCGGCGUACACUCAGACAUAUGUCUAUCGCCGAUACGCUUGUAAUAUAAAAGGAAAAAUGACAUUACCAAGUACUGCACGAGUCUAUGCCGACGUGAAUGCACACAAACCUCGUGAAUAUUGGGACUACGAAAGCUACGUCGUCGAUUGGGCCAAUCAAGAUGAUUAUCAGCUUGUCAGGAAGCUAGGCAGAGGAAAGUACAGCGAGGUGUUUGAGGCGAUCAAUGUGACCAACAACGAAAAAUGUGUGGUCAAGAUUCUGAAGCCAGUCAAAAAGAAAAAAAUCAAACGGGAAAUAAAGAUUUUGGAAAAUCUUCGGUUCGGUACGAACAUUAUAUCGUUGUUGGCUGUGGUCAAGGAUCCUGUGUCACGUACACCAGCUCUAAUCUUUGAGCAUGUUAACAACACCGAUUUCAAACAACUGUAUCAAACACUAACGGAUUAUGAUAUUCGAUUCUAUUUGUACGAGCUGCUGAAGGCGCUCGAUUUCUGUCACAGUAUGGGCAUUAUGCAUCGCGACGUGAAGCCACACAACGUCAUGAUCGAUCACGAGAACCGAAAACUGCGUCUCAUCGAUUGGGGUUUGGCUGAAUUCUAUCAUCCCGGUCAAGAGUACAAUGUGCGCGUGGCCAGCCGAUACUUCAAAGGUCCCGAACUAUUAGUUGAUUAUCAAAUGUAUGACUAUUCGUUGGAUAUGUGGUCGCUGGGCUGUAUGCUAGCAUCAAUGAUAUUCCGCAAAGAGCCAUUUUUCCACGGACAUGACAACUACGACCAGUUGGUGCGAAUUGCUAAGGUAUUAGGCACUGAGGAGCUUUAUGCAUACCUGGAUAAGUAUAACAUAGACCUGGAUCCACGUUUCAACGAUAUUUUGUCACGACAUUCACGCAAGCGAUGGGAACGAUUCGUUCACUCGGACAACCAGCAUUUGGUGUCACCAGAAGCGCUAGACUUUCUUGACAAACUGUUACGUUAUGAUCAUUACGAACGCUUAACAGCUCGUGAAGCCAUGGAUCAUCCAUACUUUACGCCAGUCGUAAACGGUGCAAUCGCCUCUUCAAAUUCAACAGCAAAAGCACCCGAUCAAUAAUAAUAUUAAAGUUUUCAAUAUUUUUAUUAAUGAUAAAAAGGAAAAAAAAUACAAAAAACAAAAAUUAAAUAAAAACUAAUAAAGGGAAAUUGAUGAAGUUUUAAGAGGAGCAAACAGAGAGUCGAGUGAUUGAAGAAGAAAAAAUGGCGAAACAACAAAAUAGAAAUUGAAAAAAAUAAAAUAAUAAAACAAAAGAAAUUUAAGAUAGCAACUAUCAUCAAAAAAUCGAACUAUUCAGUAACAAAAAGAAAUGAAAAAUACGAGAGACGAGAAUUCUGCUCCCAUUAAUUGAAAAAAUAAACGCGAUUUUUCCUCUGGAAAUAAGUAAUUAUUAAAUGUGCCCAAUCUUUGUUUUCUUUGAAAGUUACACAAAUAAAAGAUUUGCAUUUCUGUGGGAGCACAGUACUCGUCUCGAUCUUUUUUUUUAUUUUUAAAUCGGUAUAUUCCUCGUACAUACCACACAAAACAAAAACAAGUAAACAAUAAUAUUAACCAAGAUCGAAUCGCAUUCAAGAAACUAGACCAUCCAUACACUUUAUACGCAUUUACCGAACAUUUGCAAAUGUCAAGCAACAAAUUCGAUUUUUAUCAUUUUAACAAAGAAAAAUCGUUCAUCAGUCGACUAACCUCAUAAGUGGAAUCACAAAUUGUUUAUCCGAAACGAAUAAAUUAUAAAUCGACAUACAAAAACAGAGAAAAAAAGUUGCAACAUCAACAUCAACAACAACAAACAAAUCACAUGAAUUUCUUAUGGCUUUCCAAAUAUUGGGCACCAAUUCCAGAUAUUCAAUACGAAAAAAAAAAAAACCUAAAGAAAGAUGAGAAUGAACAAUAACUAUUAAUGAUAAUUAUAACGAAACAUGAUAUAACUAUAAAUCGAUUUGAGAAGGAAAAGAAAAACAUCAAAUGAGUACGCGAUACAAACCUAUGCUAAAGUAUAGCAAUUGCAUCAAUAACAAAAAACAACAACAAUAAAAUUGAAGAAUAAAGUCAUUGAAUUAAAAACUGC
Sitodiplosis mosellana (orange wheat blossom midge) is the source of this 2748-nucleotide messenger RNA. It is a transcript of the gene CkIIalpha, whose product is annotated as casein kinase II subunit alpha. Gene Ontology annotation, biological process: protein phosphorylation. Lineage: Eukaryota; Metazoa; Arthropoda; Insecta; Diptera; Cecidomyiidae. Gene Ontology annotation, cellular component: cytosol; nucleus; protein kinase CK2 complex. The transcript is spliced from 2 exons. The record is from RefSeq and is a predicted model, not a curated record. Gene Ontology annotation, molecular function: protein serine/threonine kinase activity; ATP binding. The coding region runs from base 711 to 1739 and encodes 342 amino acids.